This is a messenger RNA of Zingiber officinale, 510 nucleotides long. RefSeq names its product pectinesterase inhibitor-like. The record is from RefSeq and is a predicted model, not a curated record. The transcript has a single exon. NCBI's taxonomy places the organism in Eukaryota, Viridiplantae, Streptophyta, Magnoliopsida, Zingiberales, Zingiberaceae. The coding region runs from base 1 to 510 and encodes 169 amino acids. Gene Ontology annotation, molecular function: enzyme inhibitor activity.
AUGGCGCGUUACACCGCCCUGUCUCUCCUCCUCUUCGUCCUCUCCGCCGCCCCCCAUCACUCCUCCGCCGCAGUCUCCGACUCGCUGAAGAACGCUUGCGCCAAAUUCGUCUUCCCCGACUUCUGCCUCAAGGCGCUUGGAGACGACCCCCGCAGCGCGACCGCCGACCUCCGCGGCCUCGGACUCAUCUCUCUCGAACUGUCCGUGGCCAGCGCCAAGGCUAUCAGCUCCGAUUAUGCUCAGCAACGACGCGACCCGUCCCACGACGCCAGCGGCAAGAACUGGCUGGAUUCGUGCCUGCUCCUCUACCAGCACAAUCUCCCUCCUCUGCUGGAUUACUCCCACAAGUUUCUGGAGAGCGGCAGCCCGGAGGUUGGGAGAGGGUUAUUGACUCAGGCGGGACAGGUGGCAACUGUUUGUGACGGAGGGAUGAAGGAGGGAGACAAAGCUAACCUGGGAUCCCUCAUUUUCCUCGCACAGAGGUUCAUGGAGCUCCUCAGUCCCCAGUAG